GCACACUGCACAGCUGCCGCUUUUCCGUGUUCUGCUGUUGUCGGAGGCGGAGAGCUGGAAAGUUCGUCCAGUUUGAAUACAGUUGUUCAACAAGGUGGACAGCUAGUUGCUUUGUAAUUGCCGGGAUGAAUAUGCUCUCCAGGAAAACUAUAAAAAAUGCUCCAUCUGGCAUUUGGAUGCAGUCUCUCGUGGCUUUGAUGGUAUUCUGUCUGUGCCAUUUGGCAUCUGGAUACUCUGAAAGAGACAGAGCACAUGAUUUGAUGUCCAGAUAUCCUCUCAUUGAUGGUCAUAAUGACCUAGCUCUCCAGCUGAGGAUCCUUCACAACAAUCGCCUGAGUCAGAUUGAUCUUCAUAAUGUCAGCAAAGUGGCCACUGACAUCUCCCGUCUGCAAGCAGGCCAUGUGCAGGCGCAGAUGUUUGCUGUCUAUGUGCUGUGUGGAGCCCAGCAGAAGGAUGCUGUGAGGCUGACUCUGGAACAAAUUGAUGUGGUCAGACGUAUGUGCACUGAGUACCAGGACUUUGAGCUGGUUACAUCUGCCCAAGAGCUGAAGAAUUCUGAGAUGAGGCAUAAGAUAGCCUGUCUAAUCAGUGUCGAGGGAGGCCACUCUAUUGACAGCAGCCUCCCAACCUUGCGGAUGUUGUACCAGCUUGGGGUCCGCUCCAUGGCUCUGACACAUACCUGCAAUACACCCUGGGCCGAAUCAUCCUCAAAACUUUACAAUGUCUUUCAAAGACAGAAUAACAGCCUGACAGAGUUUGGGAAGGCUGUGGUGGACGAGAUGAACAGACUGGGGAUGAUCGUGGACGUCUCCCACGCUUCUUGGGACACAGCCUUGGCCGUGCUGAAGCAUUCCAAGGCUUCGGUUAUUUUUAGUCAUUCAUCCUCCUACUCGAUCUGUAACCACAGCCGCAACGUACCUGACUGGCUGCUGCACGAGCUGAAAAAGAAUCGAGGGUUGAUCAUGGUGAAUCUGCACAGCAACUUCAUUUCCUGCAGAGAUGAGGCCAACAUCUCUCGUGUGGCUGAUCAUUUUGAUUACAUUAAGAAGAUGAUUGGAGCUGAGUCAAUAGGAAUUGGAGCGGACUUUGAAGGCGCUGUGGGCUUUCCAAAGGGGUUAGAGGAUGUGUCCAAGUAUCCCGCCCUGAUCCAGGAACUGCUGCAAAGAAACUGGACUGAGAAUGAGUUGGCUGAUGUCCUCCGAAGGAACUUCCUGCGAGUGUUCGAAGAGGUCGAGAAGGUCCGUGAUCAGUUAAGCUCAAAACGACCCAGUGAGAUCCAGAUCCCCUUGGAGGAAGUGCAAAACCCCUGCAGACUGGUUCUCAGACCUCCUGGCGUGAGAGUGCUGCCCUCUGACCAGAAUUCCUCCUCUGCAGCAGCAGAACAUGGGUCGCUAGGUCUCCUAAUCUUGGUCGCAGUUCAGCUGCUUUCGAUCUUGUUUGUUACUGAAUGAAGAUUUGAAAUCUC
Acanthochromis polyacanthus (spiny chromis) is the source of this 1465-nucleotide messenger RNA. It is a transcript of the gene dpep2, whose product is annotated as dipeptidase 2. Gene Ontology annotation, molecular function: metallodipeptidase activity. The record is from RefSeq and is a predicted model, not a curated record. Gene Ontology annotation, biological process: proteolysis. Lineage: Eukaryota; Metazoa; Chordata; Actinopteri; Pomacentridae. Bases 126 to 1451 code for a protein of 441 amino acids. The transcript is spliced from 11 exons.